Messenger RNA from Alternaria novae-zelandiae, 1785 nucleotides. RefSeq lists its product as uncharacterized. The transcript is spliced from 3 exons. Gene Ontology annotation, biological process: positive regulation of transcription by RNA polymerase II. Lineage: Eukaryota; Fungi; Ascomycota; Dothideomycetes; Pleosporales; Pleosporaceae. The record is from RefSeq and is a predicted model, not a curated record. The coding region runs from base 1 to 1785 and encodes 594 amino acids. Gene Ontology annotation, cellular component: nucleus.
AUGAGCGAGGUUCAGAAUACAGUGCCCGCAGCGGCCACGACUCCUCAACAGCAGCCCCAGGGCACCCCCAUCCAGCAGAAUGCUCCAACGCCCGCCUCAGUCUCUGCAGGCUCGGGCGACCAGCUUACCUGCCAGUGGCAGAACUGCGGCGACCGUCUUCCCUCUGCUGAGCAGCUCUAUGACCACGUCUGUGAGCGCCAUGUUGGUCGCAAGAGCACCAACAACCUGAAUUUGACCUGCCAGUGGGGUAACUGCCGCACCACCACGGUCAAGCGCGACCACAUUACUUCCCACAUUCGCGUGCACGUGCCGCUGAAGCCGCAUAAGUGCGAUUUCUGUGGUAAGGCGUUCAAGCGUCCUCAGGAUCUGAAGAAGCACGUAAAGACGCACGCCGACGAUUCCGUGCUACUCCGCUCCCCAGAGCCCAACCGAGGCGGUCCCCACGGCGCCCAAGGCUACCCGGGCCAAAACGGCAAGCUUGUCGCUGACUUGCAGGCGCUUGCUGCCACAGCGAGUGGAUACCAAUAUCCUGAUGGUGCCCUCGGCCCCAACGGAGGUUACGGCCAGCAACACCCAGGUGGUGCCCCAGCCGGAUUCUACGGAGGCCCACCCCAGAACUCCGCCUAUGGCCCUGUCUACUAUGCUGUGAACCAAUCGCAACAGCUCAACAACGACUACGAAAUCAGGAAGCGCGCCGCGUAUGAUGCGCUCAACGAGUUCUUCGGAGACGCCAAGCGUCGCGCCAUUGACCCAACCACCUACUAUGAUGUCGGCCAACGGCUCAUGGGUCUCCAAGGUGUUCAGCUUCCCGUCCUUGGUGGCGGUGGAGGCGGCUACCAGGGCCAGGGCAUGUCUGAGUAUGGCCACGGCGGCUCAAUGGUUGCUCAAGCACAGCACCCACCCAUGCACCACCCCUACUCUCUGCCGCUUCCCAACCUUAGGACCAAGAGCGAUCUCUUGAACAUUGACCAGUUCUUGGAGCAACUGCAAAGCACCGUCUAUGAGAACCCCAACCACGCUGCGGCUGCUGGUGUGGCCCACCCCGGACACUACGUUCCUACCGGCGUUGGCUACCGCUCCAGCAACUCGCCACCUGGCCUUUCGUCUAGCCACUCUCAGUCGUCUCACGCCACUGCCAUCGGAUCCACCAGCGCUGAGACCCCUGCUCUGACACCAGCAUCCAGCGUGCUAUCAUACGGAUCUCAGCACUCUCCCGGUGCGCAGCACUCUAACAACGGUGUUUCUCCCACAUCAAGGAGUUCGAUUGGUAGCAUGUACCCUACUCUACCAUCUGUCAGCGCGAUGUCAGACAUGUCAGCUGCUGCACCAUCUUCUGGACUUGCACCAGCGUUUGAUUCUGAUGGCCGUCGCCGCUUCUCUGGUAACCUCCUCCAGAAAGCCGCUCCGGACCGAUCAGAGCACGACUCCAUGGAUAUGUCAAGCGACGGUGCAUCGCCCAAGGAUCGCCGGGAUUCUGAGCAAAACAGUCUUCACCAUGACGUUAACCAGUUGGCUAUCCACUCGCCCAAGGUUGACCCUGCUCUUCGCUCACCAAGCAUUGCGUCGUCAAACAACACAGAACAAGGCGACCAGUCUCAGCAAUCCUGGGUUGAGAACAUCCGAGUUAUCGAGAGGCUCAGGGCGUACCUCAAAGACAGACUCGAGUCGCAUGACUUCUCUGACGAUGAGGAAGACGUCAAGCACGAUCUCGAGCGCCGCAUGAGCGACGACGAUGCACACAACCUCUACCCCGUACUGCGCGCUGUACAAGAGGGCCGAGAGUAG